Messenger RNA from Thamnophis elegans (Western terrestrial garter snake), 844 nucleotides. RefSeq names its product tripartite motif-containing protein 15-like. NCBI's taxonomy places the organism in Eukaryota, Metazoa, Chordata, Lepidosauria, Squamata, Natricidae. The transcript is spliced from 3 exons. The record is from RefSeq and is a predicted model, not a curated record. The coding region runs from base 1 to 669 and encodes 222 amino acids. Gene Ontology annotation, molecular function: protein binding.
AUGAGUGACCGGGCAAUUAAAAACUUGAAUUUGCGAAUUGGGCUCAUUGAUUUGCAGGUUCGUGCUGUUUCAGAACCUGCACCUUACCAUAUCGGGAGUUGCAUGCUAAACUGUAUUCCUUGUCAACCUGCUACAAACAGCAUAACAGCAAACCUGACUCUGGAUCCAAGCACAGCUCACCCCUGGCUCUACGUAUCUCAAGAUUUGAAAAGUGUGAGAUGGAAAGAAAUGAAACAGCAAGUGAACGCCAGUCCACUGAGAUAUGAACUUUUGGCCAGCGUUCUAAGCCAAGAGAGCUUUAAUUCUGGGAAGCUUUGCUGGGAGGUUGAGGUGGUGGAGGAAGGGGAAUGGUGGGGGGUGGGAAUUGUUAGGGAAUCUGCAAACAGAAAUGGGCAGAUUCUCUUCGAUCCUCGAGGGGGUUACUGGGGAGUGCAGCGAAUUAGCGGGAAGCACCAAGCCAUCACUCAUCCCAGGACAAAUUUGACACUGAGUCAUUCGCCGAGAAGGAUCCGAGUUUCUCUGGACUAUUCACAAGGCCUCAUCGCAUUCUUUGAUGGUGACACGAAUGCUGAACUCUUCACUUUUCCUAAAGCAAAUUUUGCUGGAGAGAAGGUUCACGCUUGGUUCUUGAUCUAUAAGUGGAAUGGACAGCUUCUCCUCCAUCCAUGAGAUGGUGAAGCAAAGGGGUCGUCAUACUGAAGAAAUGCAGACUAUCUGCCUUCAGGUCUCCUUCAUUCCUUGUGUUUUUCCAUGCCACCACUGUCAUGGGUGUAUUUGAUUUCCUUUGACCUUCCUUUCCCCUGAAUAGCUGAAUUAUCUUCUAAAUAGAGUAGAGUAGAGUAGA